AUGUUGAAGCAGGAAGGCUGUGUUACAAAGAAGAACAUGGCAAAAGAUGAGAACUUGAAGUUCGAUAAUUCCACAUUGCAAAAUAUAGAUUCCCAAGCUCCUGGACUAGGUUUGAAAAGGGUAGGUUUAGUUGGGCUUGGAUCGAAAACUAACCCAAAGACCUCUUAUCGUAAUCUUGGUGAAAUAGUCGCAGCAGCAGCUAAGUUUUCUUUGGAAAGUAAUAUUGACAUCAUACUUGCUUCUCCCGAGGAGCUCUCUGCUGAAGCAAAGCUACGCACGCUUACAAAUUUUACCCAAUUUCUCAACUUGUAA
This is a messenger RNA of Fraxinus pennsylvanica, 312 nucleotides long. The record is from the annotation of a GenBank genome assembly. NCBI's taxonomy places the organism in Eukaryota, Viridiplantae, Streptophyta, Magnoliopsida, Lamiales, Oleaceae.